Ochotona curzoniae (black-lipped pika) is the source of this 6818-nucleotide messenger RNA. Its product is annotated as mucin-4-like. The record is from RefSeq and is a predicted model, not a curated record. The transcript has 33 exons. Lineage: Eukaryota; Metazoa; Chordata; Mammalia; Lagomorpha; Ochotonidae. The coding region runs from base 12 to 6536 and encodes 2174 amino acids. Gene Ontology annotation, biological process: cell-matrix adhesion.
GCUGGGGAGCCAUGACCGAGGCCCGCUGGCCCGGGGCCCCUGCGGUGCUCCUGAGCUGCUUGUGCACCUGCCUCCUUUGCACAACAGUCCUGGGAAACAUUACAACAGCCUCAACACUUUCUCAAUUAUCUACUCUGAAAAACACAGGAGACAUAUCAUCAUAUAAACCUGAGACUCACUCUACCACCAACGCGACAAAGAACUCAACAGAAACAACUAAAGGAAACUCAAAUGGGGAAAAAACAGCAGUUACUGAAAAUACACAGACUCAGAGUACAGAGAGUAGCAAACAGCUACCAAGCACCCACACGGAGGUGACCACAUCAGGCCCUCCAUCUUCCUCAAGUGGAUACUCCCAAACAGAGACACACUCUGAGGCAACAUCCACUCCAGCUGGAACAUCUCCACCAUCUACAUUCAACAAGAUCCUCCCAACAACAUCAAAGUUGAUCACAAUGUCAACUUCUUCAGCCUCAACUCUGGCAACCACAGGAGACACAACAUCAGUGACAACUGGGAGUCUUCUUCCAACAAGAGCAAGGACAAUGAAAGAAAGCUCAACAGCAACUUCUGUAGGGACCUCCACUCAGGAAACGUCAGCAACUUCAGAAAACCCUCAGAUUCAGAGUACAAAGACCAGCAGACACUCUCCAAGUACCCACAUGGACGUGACCACAUCAAGUCCUCAAUCUUCAUCAAGUGGACACACUGGGACAGAGACACACUCUGAGGCAACAUCCUCUCCAGCUGGAACAUCUCCAUCAUCUUUGACAUUCAGUAAGGCAAACGAAAUAGCACCAGAGUUGGUCACUAUGUCAACUUCAUCAGCCUCAACUCUGGCAACCACAAGAAACACAAUAUCACUGACAACUGGGAGUCUUCCUCAAAACACUGAAAGCAAACAAAAUUUAGUAUCCACUUCUACAAUGGCCACCACCCAGGAAACAACUGCAACUUUGGAAAAUGCUCAGACUCAGAGUACAGAGACCAGCAGACAAUCCCCAACAAAUCCUCCCAACAGCAUCAAAGUUGAUCACUAUGUCAACUUCAUCAGCCUCAACUCUGGCAACCACAGGAGACACAACAUCAGUGACAACUGGGAGUCUUCUUCCAACAAGAGCAAAGACAAUGAAAGAAAGCUCAACGGCAACUUCUGUAGGGACCUCCAUUCAGGAAACAUCAGCAACUUCAGAAAACCCUCAGAUUCAGAGUACAGAGACCAGCAGACAAUCCCCAACAGCUGGAACAUCUCCACCAUCUACAUUCAACAAGAUCCUCCCAACAGCAUCAAAGUUGAUCACUAUGUCAACUUCAUCAGCCUCAACUCUGGCAACCACAGGAGACACAACAUCAGUGACAACUGGGAGUCUUCUUCCAACAAGAGCAAGGACAAUGAAAGAAAGCUCAACGGCAACUUCUGUAGGGACCUCCACUCAGGAAACAUCAGCAACUUCAGAAAACCCUCAGAUUCAGAGUACAGAGACCAGCAGACAAUCCCCAACAGCUGGAACAUCUCCACCAUCUACAUUCAACAAGAUCCUCCCAACAGCAUCAAAGUUGAUCACUAUGUCAACUUCAUCAGCCUCAACUCUGGCAACCACAGGAGACACAACAUCAGUGACAACUGGGAGUCUUCUUCCAACAAGAGCAAAGACAAUGAAAGAAAGCUCAACGGCAACUUCUGUAGGGACCUCCAUUCAGGAAACAUCAGCAACUUCAGAAAACCCUCAGAUUCAGAGUACAGAGACCAGCACACAAUCCCCAACAGCUGGAACAUCUCCAUCAUCUACAUUCAACAAGAUCCUCCCAACAGCAUCAAAGUUGAUCACUCUGUCAUCUUCUGCAGCCUCAACUCUGGCAACCACAGGAGACACAACAUCAGUGACAACUGGGAGUCUUCUUCCAACAAGAGCAAGAACAAUGAAAGAAAGCUCAACAGCAACUUCUGUAGGGACCUCCACUCAGGAAACAUCAGCAACUUCAGAAAACCCUCAGAUUCAGAGUACAAAGACCAGCAGACACACUCCAAGUACCCAUAUGGACGCAACCACAAGAGGCUCAACAUCUCUGGCAUCUGGGAGUCUUUUUCUAACCAGUGCUAUAACAAUGAAAGAAAGCUCAACGGUAACUUCUAUAGGGACCUCCACCCAGGAAGCAACUGCAACUUUAGAAAAUGCUCAGACUCAGAGUACGGAGACCAGAAAACAGUCUCCAACAACUGGAACAUCUCCAUCAUCUACAUUCAACAAGAUCCUCCCAACAGCAUCAGAAUUGGUCACUAUGUCAACUUCAUCAGCCUCAACUCUGGCAACCACAGGAGACACAACAUCAGUGACAACUGGGAGUCUUCUUCCAACAAGUGCAAGGACAAUGAAAGAAAGCUCAAUGACAAGUUCUAUAGGCACUUCCACUCAGGAAACACAGUUCACACUCACGCCACAGAGACCACACAAAAAUACCAAAGCAUGAAUUCAGGCCCCUAUGUGGCUGGUUCAGUAAACGUAGUAACAACUACAGCUUCCUCAUCAACAUCAAGUAAAUAUUCACCCGAAGAAAGUGAUUCUGAAGAGGAACCUCCCAAGGACAGUGACAACCCAGGAUCCUCUGAGGACAGUCACACAAACACAGAAGCAAGGGUAUCAUCAAUCAGCCCUGACAUCACCUUGAGGACCUCACGAGUGUCUCUACCCAUUGAUGCUGAACUGUGGUCUAGCCCUGUCACCAGCCAGGUGACCCCAGGAGAUGUUUCAGCCAUGGCUACAAGGAACACGGCCUUUGAUGUUUCUACACCAGCAGGCCUAGCGGGACAGUCAUCAUCACGUUCUACCACUCAUGCUGCUGAGAAACUGUUUUUGAAUUCCCAGACAGUUCACACUCACGCCACAGAAACCACACAAAAAUACCAAAGCAUGAAUUCAGGCCCCUAUGUGGCUGGUUCAGUAAACGUAGUAACAACUACAGCUUCCUCAUCAACAUCAAGUAAAUAUUCACCCGAAGAAAGUGAUUCUGAAGAGGAACCUCCCAAGGACAGUGACAACCCAGUAUCCUCUGAGGACAGUCACACAAACACAGAAGCAAGGGUAUCAUCAAUCAGCCCUGACAUCACCUUGAGGACCUCACGAGGAAUCGUCACAACCUUACUGUGGACAAAUGAUGGGAGAAGCAGAACACUGUCACCGUCCCCAGCAACCUCCCUGACUCGUACAACCUCCACACCCACUACAUCCACUGUUCAGCAGGGGAAAAGCAUCCCUCUCCUUACUUACGGCCCAAUCGUUGGAGACACUCAGUUCGUCAGGAGAACUGUGGACUUCACCUCGCACCUCUUCAAGCUUCACAUUGGCUUCCCUCUGGGCUCCUCUCUGAGAGAUUUCCUUUACUUCACAGACAAUGGCCAGAUCAUUUUCCCGGACUCAGACAACCAGAUCUUCUCCUAUCCCAAUCCGCCUAGCCGAGGCUUCACAGCCUGGGAUACCAUGGCUGUGGUGGCUCCCUUCUGGGAUGAUGCUGACUUCUCCAGCCACCGGGGAACCAUAUUUUAUCAGGAAUAUGAGACAUUCUAUGACCAAUAUAACCCACUAGUCAGGCAGGUGGAGUCUUGGAUUAGAAGGUUCACAAACUCCUGGAGCUACAAAGCCAAGUGGACCUUAAAGAUCACCUGGGUCGAUGCCCCUGCCUAUCCUGCCCAGUGGACCUCUGGGACGAGCACCUACCAGGCCGUUCUCUCCACCGAUGGGAGCAGGUCCUAUGCCCUGUUUCUUUACCAGAGUGGUGGGAUGCAAUGGGAUGUGGCCCAGCGCCCAGGCAACUCGGUCCUCAUGGGCUUCUCCAGUGGAGACGGGUAUUUUGCCAACAGUCCACUGACAUUCCGGCCAGUGUGGGAGAGGUAUCGUCCGGACCAGUUGCUGAAUUCCAGAUUAGGCCUCAGGGGACUGCAGAUUUACAGGCUCCAUAGGGAGCCGAUACCCAACAACCGUCUCAAGUGCCAGCAGUGGCUGGAGAGCCAGCCUCAGUGGCCAAGUUGGAACUGGAACCAGAUCGCCUGCCCUUGUACCUGGCAGCAGGGACGAUGGGACUUACGAUUCCGGCCUGUGAGCUCAGACUGGUGGGACCUUGGUGGCAGCAGGAAAUUGUGCCGCUUCUCUUCCUGGCAAGGAGGUGUUUGCUGCAGCUAUGGGUCGUGGGGAGAGCUUCGUGAAGGCUGGAGAGUGCACAGCCCUUCGCACUUGGAGCAAGAGCUGGAGCCGCAGAACUGGUGCUGCCACUGGAAUGACAAGCCCUUCUUCUGCUCUAUGUACCAGCAAAGGCGGCCCCCAGUCAGCUGUGCCGGAUACAGGCCCCCACGGCCUGGUUGGAUGUUUGGGGACCCCCACAUCACCACCUUGGAUGGUGCCAAUUACACCUUCAACGGGCUGGGGGACUUCCUGCUGCUGCGCGCCUGGGACGGGAAUUCCUCCUUUGAGCUGCAGGGCCGCACUGCCCAGACUGGCUCAGUCCCGGCCACCAACUUCAUCGCCUUUGCAGCUCAGUACAACUCCAGUAGCCUGGCCCCCAUCACGGUUCAGUGGUUCCUGGGGCCCAAUGACACAAUCCGAGUUCUACACAAUAACCAGACUGUGACUUUUGAGACCCAAGAUGCAGAAGGCCGGGAGACUUACAACAGCAGUGGGCUGCUGCUGACCCGCAAUGGCACCCAGGUCUCAGCCAGCUUCGAUGGCACAGUGGCCAUCACAGUAAUGGCCCUCUCCCAAAUCCUACAUGCCUCCUCCAGCCUCCCUGAGGAGUACCAGGGCCUCACAGAGGGCCUCCUAGGACUCUGGAACAACAACCCCAAUGAUGACUUCAGGAUGCCCAAUGGCUCCUUCCUGGCGAGCGGGAGCACCGAGGAGGAGCUAUUCCAUUUCGGGAUGACCUGGAAACUAAACGGGACAGACCUCCUUGGUGAGAGGGACGACCAGUUGCCCCCCUCCUUCACCCCCAUCUUCUUCUCACAACUGCUGGCGAACAGCUCUGGUGAUGGGGCUUUGAUCUCUGGGUGCAAUGGAGACAGACAAUGCAUGUAUGAUGCCUUGGCCAUGCAAGAUGCCAGCGCCGGACUCCAUACCAGGACGCUCUUUAGAACAUACCAGGAGAUGAAUGCCACCCAAAAUCAGUUCCCACCCUCCAUCAAGAGUAAUCACACGAUUGAAGCCUACAAGGGAAAGACCACGUGGAUUCAGUACACCAGUGACUCAGAGAAUGUCACCUUCUCUCUCAGAAGCAACUGCACCGACUUCCAGCUCUUUGAGAAUGGGACACUGCAGUGGACACCCAAGACGCUGGAACCUUUCACUCUGGAGAUCCUAGCACGAAGCUCCUCCACAGGCCUGUCAUCUUCCCUCCAGCCUAAGACCGUGGUUUGCGUGUGCAGUGCAGAGAGCCAGUGUCUGUACAACCAGACCACUUGGGUGGGCAAUUCCUCCCUGCAGGUGGCUGACUGCAGGUGUGAUGGAGACACCUUUGGCACCUCCUGUGAACGCACUGGGGAUCCCUGCAUGGAGCCAUGUUUCCCCGGUGUGAGCUGCAUUUCUGGAAAGGGCUGCGAGGCCUGUCCUGUGAACAUGACUGGGGACGGGCGGCACUGCGCAGCCCUGGAGAACUCUGACCUCUGCCAGAACCACUCCUGCCCUGUAAACUACUGCCACAACCAGGGCCACUGCCAUAUCACCCUGAGUUGCCAGCCAGCCUGCACCUGUCCCCCAGCCUUCACCGACUCCCGCUGCUUCCUGGCUGGGAACAGUUUUACUCCAAGUACCCUUCAAGAGCUUCCCUUAAGAGUCAUCCAGCUUUCACUCAUGGAAGACGAAAAUGCCUCCAUCUCAGAGGUCAACGCCUCGGUGGCGUACAGACUAGGGAUGCUGGAGGUACGGGCCUUCCUCUGGAACAGCCUUGUGGAACCAGUCUCUGGCCCAGGAGUUGGCUCAGGCAGCCGGGUUCAGCACUGGAAGGUCAUCUCACAGUUCCAGUACCACGUACGGGGACCGGUCAUCGACUUCCUCAACCACCAGCUGCAGGAUGCUGUGGUGCAGGCCUUCCUCCCCCAGCUCCAGAGGGGGCGGUGGAAGCGGAACACGGGGCCCAGGAAUAACGUGGUCUUCUACCCCAUUUCAAGGGGAGACGUGCAAGAUAUCACAGCAUUGAACGUGAGCACACUGGAGACCUACCUCCGAUGCAGCGGCUACCAGGGCUAUCGCCUUGCCUACACACCCCAGAGCGGCUUCACCUGUGUGUCCCCGUGCACUGAGGGCUACUGUGAUCAUGGAGGCCGAUGCCAGCACCUGCCGGAUGGGCCCCGCUGCAGCUGUGUGCCCUUCUCCAUCUACUCGCCCUGGGGUGAGCGCUGUGAGCACCUGAGCAUCCGACUAGGCGCUUUCUUCGGGAUCCUGUUUGGGGCCCUGGGCGCGGUCCUGCUGCUGGCAGCCGGGACGUUUGUGGUCGUGCGCUUCUGUGCCUGCCCGAGGGUUAAGUCCUCCUACCCUCUGGGCAUACUAAGUUGAAGUCUCCUGCCUCCUAUGGAUACCUCAGACCCACUCCGGCCCUCGCCUCGCACUUUCGGAGCCCUGGCUCCGGGGACAUCCGGAGACGGAGAAAUGACAGAUGCUGAUUCAGGAUCCUCUGAGGAGAAUGGACCUUGCCCAGAGUCCGCAGCGCUAGGAAGAGGUGGAUGCGAGCUGAUGCCAGCUCCCGCAGACAUCCUCCGAGCACAGCACCAUGGCCCGCGCAGGGCUGGCAGCUCUAAGUGAACCAACACGCUUUUGCACACAAAACACCCUUGUUUA